Impatiens glandulifera is the source of this 746-nucleotide messenger RNA. RefSeq names its product dihydroneopterin aldolase 2. Gene Ontology annotation, molecular function: dihydroneopterin aldolase activity. Gene Ontology annotation, biological process: folic acid-containing compound metabolic process. The transcript is spliced from 3 exons. The coding region runs from base 182 to 586 and encodes 134 amino acids. Gene Ontology annotation, cellular component: cytoplasm. The record is from RefSeq and is a predicted model, not a curated record. Lineage: Eukaryota; Viridiplantae; Streptophyta; Magnoliopsida; Ericales; Balsaminaceae.
GAAUGAGCUUAUAUAUAUUCCGCCGUCAUCUCAUCUCCAGAGUGCAGAGGUACAAAGAGACUGACUUUCAAAAGAAAACGACGAUUUAUUUGAGACCCAUCUUCUUCUUCUUUUGCCUACAGCUCCAGAAUUCCUGGUGGGGGUUCUUCAUCUUCUUCAGCUGCCUACAGCAGGAUCACAAAUGGAGUUCCAACAAAUUCCUACAGGAGACAAGCUUAUAUUGAGGGGACUUGCUUUCCAUGGCUUUCAUGGGGUUAAGCCAGAAGAAAAAACACUUGGACAGAAGUUUGUAAUAGAUAUUGAUGCUUGGAUGGAUCUCCAACCUGCUGGCCUAACUGAUAACAUAUCAGCCACUAUUAGUUAUACUGACAUAUACGGCAUUGCUAAAGAAGUUGUGGAGGGUCCAUCUCAAAAUCUUCUGGAGUCUGUGGCGCAUCAGAUUGCAUCCAAUACCCUGUCCAAGUUUGAGAAGAUAUUGGCUGUUCGAAUCAAGGUUGAGAAACCACAUGUUUCUGUUGGUGGUGUUCUUGAUUGUUUGGGCGUUGAGAUCCUUAGAUUCCAAAAAGGAGACCUAUUGAGAAAGUAAAUGGUUUGUUCCUUUGUUUUGUUAUACUUCAAUUAUGGGAAAAUAAUCUCUUCUAUGGUUUCAGUUGAAUAACUCCCAUGGUAGAUAUGCUAUUCUAGUGAUGUUGAUUCUCAGUCUUUAUCCUUGAAUGGCUAUAACUAUAUAAGAGGUUUUAUUUUCA